Frieseomelitta varia is the source of this 261-nucleotide messenger RNA. RefSeq lists its product as uncharacterized. Gene Ontology annotation, cellular component: extracellular region. Gene Ontology annotation, molecular function: chitin binding. The record is from RefSeq and is a predicted model, not a curated record. NCBI's taxonomy places the organism in Eukaryota, Metazoa, Arthropoda, Insecta, Hymenoptera, Apidae.
GGAGAAGUUUAUCCUUAUCCAGGCGAUUGCACGAGAUACCAGCACUGUGACGGUAGUGGUUGUUUCGUUUUGCAAUGUGGCACAGGGACGGAAUUUAACCCAAAUAUUGGUACCUGCGAUUAUCCCCUUCAAAAUCGUCAAGAUUGUAUGAAUCGCCAGGUUGGAUAGAUAUGAAAGCAUUUCUAAAAGAUUGUGAAGAAGUGAAAAGAUUUAACGAACUGGAGUAAUUAAAUAAAAUUCUUUUCAAAUUUAUACUAUUAA